Helianthus annuus (common sunflower) is the source of this 763-nucleotide messenger RNA. Its product is annotated as protein ELF4-LIKE 4-like. Bases 265 to 600 code for a protein of 111 amino acids. NCBI's taxonomy places the organism in Eukaryota, Viridiplantae, Streptophyta, Magnoliopsida, Asterales, Asteraceae. The transcript has 3 exons. Gene Ontology annotation, biological process: positive regulation of circadian rhythm; entrainment of circadian clock. The record is from RefSeq and is a predicted model, not a curated record.
CUGACCCGGGAUCAUUAUCAUUUUUCUAUGGAUUUUAUUGGAUUCAGUUACGGACCAUAAGUUGUGAAUCAGGGAUCGAAAACCUUUUCAAUCGAAAACCUGACCCGGGAUCAUUAUCAUUUUUCUAUGAAGUUCAGACAAUCCGAUUGCUUCUCGUAAAGUUGUUGUGCAUUUGAGAGCUACUGGUGAUGCUCCGAUUCUCAAACAAGCAAAAUUCAAGCCUUAUUAAUCUCGGGUGGAUUUGAUUUUCACAAGGAAAAUACAAUGGAAGGGGAUAUAUUUGCGUCAAUCGGGAACGGAUCGCAGUUAGGAGUUGAUGGGAAAGUGCUACAAACAUUUCAAAAGAGCUUUGUACAAGUCCAAAACAUUUUGGACCAAAACAGGCUGCUGAUUACCGAGAUCAACCAGAAUCAAGAAUCUAAAUUACCCGUUAACCUAACAAGAAACGUCGGUCUGAUUAGAGAGCUCAACAACAAUGUUAAAAGGGUGGUUGAUCUUUACGGUGAUCUUUCAAACUCGUUUAGCAAGUCGAUGGAUGCAGAAUCAGAGUCGUGUGGCACUACUCGAUCUGAUGGCAAAAAGAGAGGGAGAUCUGGCUAAAAGCAAGUAUGCAAAUGGUUUGUGUAAGUCUUCGGUUAUGAUGAUUCAUCCCAUUUCAUAAUUGGCAUUGUAAGCUACUAAACAUAAUAACCAUGUUCUAAAUUUUGUUUCAUGUACCUUGUGAGCUAUUUUACAUAAUUCAAGCAUGUUUUCGUUUCUUUUA